Lepisosteus oculatus (spotted gar) is the source of this 2918-nucleotide messenger RNA. It is a transcript of the gene capslb, whose product is annotated as calcyphosine-like b. Lineage: Eukaryota; Metazoa; Chordata; Actinopteri; Semionotiformes; Lepisosteidae. The record is from RefSeq and is a predicted model, not a curated record. Gene Ontology annotation, molecular function: calcium ion binding.
GGACAAGCACCAAUAACAAGAAGCAGGGCCAUCUUUGUGUAUGUUUCCAUGGAGACCGAAGUUGGCUAGGGGCGGGGCUGUGGAGAAGGCAGCCCGUGUGCUGUACUGCUGUUCCUACCUGGGGUGCAACUUGCAGAGAGAAACUAGCGAGUCAGGGAAAAAUGUCUGGGACUGCAAGGCAUGACCGGGAAAUGUCACUGAAUGCCAAAAAGCAGCUGUCGAAAUGCAUAGACCCUGUUGAGAGGCUGCGGCUCCAAUGUUUGUCACGGGGCUCUGCGGGCAUCAAAGGACUGGGCAGGACCUUCAAGAUCAUGGAUGACGACAACAACAAAACUCUUGAUAUGAAAGAGUUUAUGAAAGGCCUGAAUGAUUAUGGAGUACUAAUGGAGAAGGAGGAGGCCAUAAAGCUUUUCCAGAUUUUUGACAAAGAUGGAAGUGGAACAAUCGACUUUGAUGAAUUCCUUGUUACGUUAAGGCCGUCCAUGUCCAAUGCAAGAAAAGAGGUUAUCAUGCAAGCCUUUCGGAAACUGGACAGGACUGGUGAUGGAGUGAUAACCAUUGAGGACCUCAAGGGAGUUUAUAAUGCAAAGCACCAUCCCAAGUAUCAGAAUGGAGAGUGGACGGAGGAGCAGGUUUUCAGAAAAUUCCUGGAUAACUUUGACUCGCCCUACGAUAAAGACGGUCAGGUAACCAAGGAGGAAUUUCUCAAUUAUUAUUCUGGAGUCAGUGCAUCCAUUGAUAGCGAUGUCUAUUUCAUUCUAAUGAUGAAGAAUGCAUGGAAAUUGUGAUUCCAAUCUUAAUAUUACCUGGACCUUUUGGGAACAGUGAAAUUUUUCUUAAUUUUUUUCAAAAUAUUUUAGAAGCAAUCACAGUGGGAUAAAAAAGUAAUUACUUUGCUUUUAACUAAUCUUUACCUUUUGAAUGAACGUUGGAUUCUCUGCCAUUAUCUAAUGACAGUGAUGCAGUUGUGGUUACUGGGAUGAAAGAUCUAUUUUCCAAUAUGGACAUGCGUGGCUCUUAAUCAACACAACACUUUGAAUGUGGACAUCGGAUUUCUCAGCGCAAGGACCCAAUAUCUUUAUUAGAUGAAGCAAUUUAUUUUAUUUUUUAAAUAGAAAGUAGACUUCUCUAAUGAUUGCAAAACCUACUGAGAAUACAGAAGAUUUACAGAUAUACCUGCUUGAAAUCUGUUGUUUCUGUGUAGUUACCUGUUGUUGGUCGUGAAAUGUAAACUGUUUCAAAAUGCCUGUUUGUGACAUCCUGUCAGCAGCCAGUUAAUGCUUUUCCUGCUGUGCACAUGAUAGGUUCUGUUAAACAUGAGCAAGGUUACUGUGGGAAAUAAUAUGUGUGAUUCAUGUCAUACUCUCUAGUAGCUCUCAGUCAUGUACAGUAUACUGAGCAUCAAAUUGCAAAUUUCUUAUAAUUGCAAACAUUCACAAUGCUAUUAUUAGGAAAAUUACAAUAUGUUUGUAUCUCUGACAUGUGAUUGAUCUGAUGUGAUGAAGGUGCUGCUUACAAUUUAUCCUCAAUUGGGUCAAUCAUCUGGAAGUCUGCUCUGAAAGCCACAGGCUAGUAACUUGCAUGGCCACUGAUGCAGGCAAUGUGACCGGUUGAUGUGCAGUGCAUGCUUGGCCGGUUGCAGAUGCUGUUUUGUGGGAUUUCAUUUUUUUUCGGUAAAGUCUGGACAAGCAUGUGUCUGUUCACUGGUCUCUGAGACCUGCUGUAGGUAUUAUGUUGUCCAAGUUUGUUGCACAAAUGUUCAAUUGGCCUAGUAGGGUUUCCAUGGCAUAACUGUUUCACACGAAAGCCGUUGUCAAAGGCGCAGCAUGAUUCCGUGUUGUCCUGCUGGAAUGCCCACAGAAAGGGCAGUGAGUAAGGUCCCAGGGUGUGAUCAAUGUUGAGAUAUUAGGAGAGACAUUGAAUCAGUAAUCUUACUUAUUUUGUUUUCCUAAAAAUAUACAUGCAUAAAGAAUGAUACGUUUCCUUUGUUGCUUAGUAUAGUUAUGUGAAAAGAAAAGCUAGAUGUUUUCCUAUUUAUUUAUGUUUUAUUGUAAGCCUGUGUCAGUGGCUGAAUAUAUUAUCAUUCAAGUCUCUUCAUGAACAUGAUCCUUUUGGAGCUACUUAUUCCUUUCUGAUAUUCUCUGGAUGUACCCAAAAACCAGAUGGAGCUGGAGCCUUUAUGCUGUUAAGAUACCUCUUUUACAGAAUUCUAUUCUGCUAGGCAUCAGGAAGGCUGACACUUCUUCUUCUGAGUUUACAUCUGAGCCCUUUGUAACUGAAUGUGCCUUUUAUCCAUGUUGAUCUUUUUUGUACAUAUUGUGUUGCUUGGAUUGUAAUUCUUUACAGUGCUCUGUACUGCUCUGGUGUGAAGAGACCAUAUAAAAUAAUUUUGACAUGACUCAGGGCAAUGCUAAAAAAAAAAGAUGUGGAUUUUCUAUUCAUCAACACACAUUUUAUGCUCACUGUGCUCUGCUGUACAUACAAUAUUGAUUUUCAUCCAUGAUCAUUGUUGUGUUGCACAGUGUCUUUUCAAACUUUUUUCAAUUUUCUUAGUUCUAUAAAUACUGCCAGAUUAACCUUCCCCUGAUCUUUGCUAAUUUCAUAAACAGCUGUCCUGUUGAUCACCUUUAGUCUGGAUUAUACAAAAACUAUCAAUUUAACUACUGACUAAUAAAUGUAUUAGUCUUUCUGCUGUUAAUUUUUGCAUGUAAAAUCACCAUUUAUUUUUGUUAUACCCAUACAAUUUGUGAGUAUAAAUUGGAUGCCUUGUAAUGGCUAGAUCUUUUGCCUCUCUUGUGAUCUUGAACUUGGUUUGUACUUGAGCAUUUGUUAAAUUGUUGUGCUGGUAUCAAAUAGUUACCAUCACCAUUUUUUAAAAGAGCAUGAUCAAAUAAUUCAAUAAACGUCCUCCACCCCCA